This is a messenger RNA of Andrographis paniculata, 2542 nucleotides long. Its product is annotated as NAC domain-containing protein 91-like. Bases 574 to 2298 code for a protein of 574 amino acids. The record is from RefSeq and is a predicted model, not a curated record. Gene Ontology annotation, biological process: regulation of DNA-templated transcription. Gene Ontology annotation, molecular function: DNA binding. Lineage: Eukaryota; Viridiplantae; Streptophyta; Magnoliopsida; Lamiales; Acanthaceae. The transcript has 6 exons.
GAAGUCAACAAAUAUCCACUAUCAAAUCAAUAAACAAAGAAUAUGUAUGUGUGAUUGAUGCCUUUGCAAUUGGGGGGCACGUGGCGGGGUCUGAUUGGUCAGCUGACGCAGACGCUCGAUCUUCUUCUUCCAGCUCUCGCUUUCACAGUAUGAAUGAUACUUGGACGAGGGAGGGCCUCCGUCUCCGUCGUUUUCCAAUAUAUAUAUAAAUGUUACGUUUUUUCUCCAUAUCCAUAAUGAGUAGCAGCAGUUACGUAGUGACGUAUGGGGAUGCAGUAUUGGCGAGAUGACGAUAUCUAUCGGUACGGAGAGUCGGUCUCGCACACGGGAUGGACACUGAAUUGAGCGACCAACGCGGCAUCCAGCACCUUCGCUGAAGCUUCCUCCACCUCUCAUAUUUCCCAUUUUCCAACCCUAAUUGAAUGAUUGAAUUUCCAUGAAAAUCUCCUUCCCUCUCUCUAGUAUUAAAUAUACUUGCUUUUACCGUCCUUCCUCUCCAUUGUUGCUGCUGAUGCUGCUGUAGCUACUAUUUUUUUUUUUUGUUUUUGCACUCAUUUCAAUUUCGGUUGAGCAAUGGCGCUGCUCCCAGUGGGAUAUAGAUUUCGACCAACAGACGAAGAGCUUAUCGAUCACUAUCUGAAGCUCAAAAUCAAUAGGUGCGAUCAACAGGUCGAAGCUAUUCGCGAAGUUGACGUUUGUAAAUGGGAGCCUUGGGAUUUGCCUGAUUUAUCUGCCAUGGAGUCUGCUGACAACGAGUGGUUCUUUUUCUGCCCCAAGGAUCUGAAAUAUCAAAAUGGCCAUAGAUUAAACAGAGCAACAGAGAAAGGUUACUGGAAGGCGACUGGUAAAGAUAGGAACAUCAUUUCACGGAAGGGAGUAAAGAUUGGGAUAAAGAAGACUCUAGUUUUCUACACAGGUCGGGCGCCGGAUGGCAAGAGGACUAAUUGGGUGAUACACGAGUAUCGUGCUACUGAUAAGGCGCUCGAUGGCACUCAUCCUGGUCAGGGUGCCUUUGUACUCUGCCGACUGUUUAAAAAGGCUGAUCUAAUGCAAGAUGAGAUAUCUGAACGACGUUCGAGCUUCAACAAUGAAGAGGUUGUCUCUUCUCUUGCUGUGGCUAAAUCUAAUUGUGCUCAAGAUGAUGAGUUGAAACCAGUGACUCCCAAUUUGGGUCUUUCUAGCGUUGAAAGCGAUUCAACUAUAGAUUCUGAGAAAGCUGUAGCUUACGCUCCUAUGCCCGUCGAUUGGUGGCCGAGGAAUAGCCAUUUUGUUGAUCAGAUGCAGGAAGACACGACAUUUAUUUCUCCUGACCCUGCAGAGAUGGAAAAUUUAUUCGGAGAUUAUUCUUCCCCCAUGCAACUAUCAUCGUCAGACUGGAAAAUUUUCUCGCCGUUGCACUCACAGAUGCAAUCAGAGCUCGGAAAUCUGUAUGGCAGCAUUGCUGGUGACAUGAACACUAGCCAAAACAGUAUCCCUUUUCAAUAUGGGACAAAUGCUGUUAAUGGGUUUUUCAAUUCAUUUCUUAUGGAGCCUGCGGAGGCGAGCUUGGCCGGCAUGUGCUCUGUGUCGUCUGUCGAUGCUUCUAAGUACAUACUUGAGGCAACAGUGGACAAUAAUAAUUCGAGUAGAGAAUUUGAGAGUGCGGUGUCUCGUAGACAGCAGCAGGAUUUCAUCAAGGAAGACAUCAAACAAGAAGCUCUAUUCCUGGGUGAAGAAGAUCAUACCUUUGAGCAUAAUGGUUAUGGUUAUGAGCACAAUCAUUUGGGUAUUGCUAACAACACCCGCAAAGUAUCAAAUGAUUUCGAAGCUGAUGGUUGUGGCGGCCCUGCAGUGAGAUGCAUGAUCAGUGGAACCGGAAUUAAGACCAGGCCUCGCCUUCACCCAGAUAAUUCAAGUAAAACCAGCAACAGCAACAGGUACUCUGGUGCAGUGCAUGGAAGUGCUCCCAGAAGAAUUCGGCUGCAGAAUAACAAGUUUCAAGUGAAUGAAGCAACCGGUGAAGGAAGCAAUGAGUUGAUUGAGGAGGGCAGCGUAGCGAAGAAAGUGCAUAGUGGUGCUGAUGAUGUAGGCAUACAGUCGGGCUCGGGCUCAGGCUCAGGUGGUUCUUCUUCUUCAUCGUCGAUAUCAUCAUCAGCAUCAGCAUCAGCAGCAGGCGGGUAUAUAACAAAGGUAAGCAAAGGAAUAGCUAGGAGCUAUUGGGUGUGUUGUGUAUUUAUUAAAUUAAUGGUAUUUAAUUACUAUGAUGUUUUGAUGGUUGAGCAAAGUGGGAUGUGGUUGUGCAGGAUGGGGUGGGAAUAAGAAGGGCGUUUGUAUUGAAGAGCACGAGGACGAGGACGACCACUCUGUCGUGUUACGUCCAUUGAGAUUGAGAUUGAGGACAAUACAGCUUCCCUUAGCUUUCUUUGCUUGUUUUUCUAUGCAGCAGAGCAGCUAUAGCUGGGUGGUUGUAGAGUAGAUAUUCUUCAUUUUGCUGUCUGUCUGUCUGUGUUUUACAAGGAAGAAGAGAUGGUUGGUUGAGAUGUAAAUAAUUUGAUUUUUUGGA